GCAGAGCGCAGGAUGCAGUGCUUCGGAGCAGAGUACCUGGUUUCUGCAGAAAGGCGCCCCAGGCUAAGAGAGUGGCGACCUCAGAUAUAUAGGAAGUGCACAGAUAAGACAUGGCUAAUCCUAUUCUUUCUCGUUUGGACUGGUCUGAUGUUCAUCAUUGGCUACUCGGUAGUAGCUGGAGCUGCGGGAAGACUCCUCUUUGGCUAUGACAGCUUUGGCAAUGUGUGUGGCAAGAAGAACUUCCCGGUGAAAGGGGCUCCGCUUUCAGGGCAGGACAUGACCCUAAAAAAAUAUGUGUUCUUUAUGAAUUCCUGCAACCUAGAAAUGAAAGAUGUUAGGCUUCAUUCCAUUGCCCUCUGUGUAUCCAGCUGUCCAGAAGAACAACUUAACACCCUGGAAGAGGUCCGGCUCUUUGCCAUCAACAACGGGUCCUUCCUUUGUGUUUACAACUUGAAUUCCUUCAAUUCCACUCAGAAUCCAAAUGUCUACGCACUGUGCCCCAAGCUACCAGUUCCUCCAAGCAAGUCUUUGUCCUUGUUUAACCGAUGCAUCCCUCAAACGCCUGAAUGCUAUUCCCUGUUUGCAUCUGUUUGGAUAAAUGAUGUUGACCCCCUGCACCGAAUUCUAAGGGGAAUAAUGUCAGGAAGAGACAUGCUCCUUGGCUUAUGUGUCCUUGCACUAGCCUUGUCCUUGGCCAUGAUGUUUACCUUCCGAUUCAUCUCCACCCUUCUGGUUCGCAUUUUAAUUUCACUGGUUACUUUGGGAUUGCUCUUUGUCUGUGGUGUUUUAUGGUGGCUGUACUACGACUACAACAAUGACCUCAGUAUAGAACUGGACACAGAAAGGGAGAAUAUGAAGUGUCUGCUGGCAUUUGCUAUUAUAGCUACAGUUAUCACGGUCAUUCUGCUUAUCCAGAUUGCUGUCUUCAGAGGGAGAAUAAAAUUGACAGUUGGCGUUUUCCAGGCCAUAAAUAAAGCCAUCAAUAGCUCCCCUUUCCUGCUGCUCCAACCACUGUGGACAGUUGCCAUCCUCCUUUUCUUCUGGGUGCUCUGGAUAGCUGUGUUGCUGAGCCUGGGCACUGCAGGAGCUGCCCAGGUUACCGUAGGCGGCCAAGUGGAAUAUAAGCCUUUUUCGGGCAUUCGAUAUAUGUGGUGGUACCAUUUAAUUGGCCUCAUCUGGACCAGUGAAUUCAUCCUGGCAUGCCAGCAAAUGACUGUCGCUGGGGCAGUGAUUACUUGUUAUUUCAACAGAAAUAAAAAUGCCCCACCUGAAUACCCAGUGCUGUCAUCUUUCUCCAUCCUUUGUUAUUUCCAUCUUGGAACAGUCGUCAAAGGAUCAUUUUUAAUCACUCUGGUGAGGAUUCCAAGAACCAUUCUCCUGUACCUUUACAACAUCCUGAAAGAGGAGCGUAAUGUAUUGUCAAGGUGCCUGUUCAGAUGCUGCUUCUGCUGUUUUUGGUGUCUUACCAAAUGCCUUUACCAUCUCAACCAGAAUGUAUACACUGCAACUGCCAUUAAUGGGACGGAUUUUUGCACAUCAGCAAAAGAUGCAGUCAAAAUCCUCUCCAAGAAUUCACAGCAUUUUGCAUCCAUUAACUACUUUGGAGACUUCAUAAUUUUUCUAGGAAAGGUGCUGGUGGUAUGUUUCACUGUUUUUGGUGGAUUGAUGGCAUUUAACUACAACCGUGUACUGCAGGUGUGGACCAUCCCUCUAUUGCUGGUGGCUUUUUUUGCCUACCUAGUAGCCCAUAGUUUUCUAUCUGUGUUUGAAACUGUGCUGGAUGCACUUUUUCUGUGUUUUGCUGUUGAUCUGGAAACAAAUGAUGGAUCAUCCGAAAAGCCCUACUUUAUGGACCAAGAGUUUUUGAGUUUUGUAAAAAGGAGCAACACAUUAAGUGGUACAAGGGCACAGAGAGAUGGGACGACAUUAAGGAAUGAAGAAGGAACAGAGCUCCAACCCAUUGUGAUAGCCACCCAUUAG
This is a messenger RNA of Chrysochloris asiatica (Cape golden mole), 1980 nucleotides long. RefSeq names its product solute carrier family 44, member 3 (gene SLC44A3). The transcript has 15 exons. Gene Ontology annotation, molecular function: transmembrane transporter activity. The record is from RefSeq and is a predicted model, not a curated record. Gene Ontology annotation, cellular component: membrane. The coding region runs from base 13 to 1980 and encodes 655 amino acids. Gene Ontology annotation, biological process: transmembrane transport. NCBI's taxonomy places the organism in Eukaryota, Metazoa, Chordata, Mammalia, Afrosoricida, Chrysochloridae.